UCACAACGUUUACCCCUACCCGCAAAUGUUACCUCCCGACCCACUACACCCCAGGGCACACGUUUGGGCAUAGCCUCCUAUCAUCAUAACUCACAAAAUGGCAGCAAUACCAAUGGUUUUGCUUCUUCAAACUCUUCCUCCAAUUCCAUGCAAUCGGGAGCUGGAGCUGCUGCCGCUGGUAAUCUCACCCUACCCCAUAGACAUCAUGUACUUUCGAGUUCAACUCAUCAUAUACCCAUGCGCAUGAGUGCAGAUUUUGUGCAUCAAGAACAACAGCAUAGUCUGCCGCCCACGGCAGCAGGUGGUAAUGCUCAGAAGUUGUGGCAGGCACAACAGCCACAAGAAACCCAACAUGUACAAUUGAGAUCUCAUCAUAAUCGCGAGCGAGAACGUGAAUGCUAUAAUAUGACCAAUGAAAAUAACAAUAUAACCAAAUAUAAUCCCCAGGGUACGAAUUCACAAAAUAGUUCGGCCUCCGAGCAAUUGGCUCCCCUGUCGUUGGUGCCUUUAAGAGAAAAAGACUCGAAUUUGACAGUGAGUGGUAAGGAUUUGCCUACACCCACUUCAACGCCCACGGCCAGUAGAAAAUCACGCAGAAGAUCGAAUCUCUUUAUACCCUCCUCCUCGAAAAAGGGUGAGAAAGAAAUGAAAAAUGGUGAAUUGGGUAGCGGUCGCUCUAUACCCAUAAAACAGGGUUAUUUGUACAAAAGAUCUAGUAAAUCUUUAAAUAAAGAAUGGAAAAAGAAAUAUGUUACUUUGUGUGAUGAUGGUAGACUUACCUAUCAUCCUUCACUACAUGAUUAUAUGGAUGAUGUGCAUGGCAAAGAGAUACCUUUGCAAUAUGUUACUGUAAAGGUGCCGGGCCAGAAGCCUAGAGGUUCUAAGUCUAUAAUAACAAACAGUGCUUUGACCACUUCCAUGUUGUCCACCAAUAAUGCAUUCGAACCCCUUAAAGAGUCGGCGGUUAAAUCGAAUUCAUCCCAACAAACCAGCGGUGACGAAGGCAUAGCCAUGUCCAAUUCUAACUCUCAAACCUUUAUAGCGGGCGCUGGAGAGAACUCACAGCGUGAACUUUUAGCCGUUAAUGCUUCCAAUAAAUUGGAGGCUCAAACCCCUAAUGUUAAGAAACGUCAUAGACGCAUGAAGAGCAGUAGUGUUAAAUCCAAUGAAAUUGAUGAUUCAGAUGGUUAUGAAUUCUAUAUCGUGUCUUUGGACUCCAAACAGUGGCAUUUUGAGGCAGCCAAUUCGGAGGAACGAGAUGAAUGGGUGGCCGCCAUAGAACAGGAGAUUUUCAAGAGUCUUCAAACCAUAGAAAGUACCAAAAUGAAGCCGGCCACCACUAGUGAAUUGGCCUCGAUGGUGACGAUACGUACACGCGUACCGGGUAAUGGCUAUUGUGUCGAUUGUGAUGCACCAAAUCCCGAAUGGGCCAGUUUAAAUUUGGGCGUUUUAAUGUGCAUUGAAUGUUCGGGUAUUCAUCGUAAUUUAGGUUCUCACAUCUCUAAAGUACGCUCUUUGGGUCUAGACGAUUGGCCAGCCGGCCAUUUAAGUGUUAUGCUGGCCAUUGGCAAUAGUUUGGCUAAUUCUGUUUGGGAAGCAAAUACCCGCCAGCGUUCGAAACCCAAACCAAAUUCAUCUAGGGAAGAGAAAGAGUGCUGGAUUAGAAGUAAAUAUGAGGCCAAAGAAUUUUUACCUCAACAGAAUACAAAUACAAAUGCUACACCCGGUCAGCAGUUAAUUGAAGCUGUGAUUAGAUCUGAUAUGAAAUCUAUUGUUUUAAUCUUGGCUAAUGCCAAUGCUGAAGUUACCAAUGCCAAUGUUAGUCCUAGAGAUGUUAGGACUCCCCUACUAUUGGCCUGUGCCAUUGGCAAUUUAGCCAUAGCUCAACUUUUAAUAUGGAAUGGUGCCAACAUUAAACAUACCGAUCAUGAGGGACGCACUUGUUUGGCUUAUGCUCGUGCGGCUCAAUCUUUAGCCACCGCCAAGUCUUUGAAAGCCGCAGCAGCAGCAGCUGCUGCCACACAAAAUGCCAGCAGUACUAGUAAUACAAAUUCGAGUAUGGCUAGCAAUACUUCAUCGUCAUCAUCUUCGGUAUCGAAUGCCACAACAACCUCAACAAAUUCUCACUCAGCUAACAAUAGCAGCAGUACGGCUGCCAAUAGCUCCACCAGCAAUGGUGGUAUACCAGCACCACAUUACAGUGUAGAAGAAACAACUGCUUUAGUGGAACUUUUGACGGGUUUGGGUUGUCCCGAAUCGGCGCCUCUUACCGCAAGUGGUACUUUACCCAGACGUAGAGAUACUUUGGGUACACCUUAUGAAAAAACUGUUUCAGGGGUGAUAUAAAUAAAUCAAUAAUUUAAGCAUAUUUUUUUCUAAAAUCUAGAGAUAUUUUUCGAUAUAUACAUCUAGUAACUAGGAGACAAGUAGUUUUUUUUUUAAAUAUUUAAAUUAUAAAACAAACAAAAAACACGCUUAGCUUUUUCUAAAAAAAAAAACAAAACAAACAAAUCGGUAUAUUUUAGUUUUUAAAUUUUAAUUUUAAAAGAUUUUAAAGGCCUAAAACUUUAAACAAAAAACUAAAAACCUAAAACCUCAUAAAUUUUGUAAUUUAAAUUUUUACAAAUUUAAGGUUUUUGUAAAAAUUUUCAAUUUUGUUAACGGGUGUCAAAUUUGGGCUGUUAAUUAAUUUUAAAACUUUUCUUUAGCUUGCUGUAAAAUUUCGUUUUUAUUUUUUUGUUCCUUUUUUUUAAAACGUUUUGCUA
This is a messenger RNA of Lucilia cuprina (Australian sheep blowfly), 2765 nucleotides long. RefSeq names its product centaurin-gamma-1A (gene CenG1A). Gene Ontology annotation, cellular component: nucleus. NCBI's taxonomy places the organism in Eukaryota, Metazoa, Arthropoda, Insecta, Diptera, Calliphoridae. The transcript is spliced from 6 exons. The record is from RefSeq and is a predicted model, not a curated record. The annotation marks the transcript as partial. Gene Ontology annotation, molecular function: protein binding; GTPase activator activity.